Ilyonectria robusta is the source of this 1542-nucleotide messenger RNA. RefSeq lists its product as uncharacterized. Bases 70 to 1431 code for a protein of 453 amino acids. The transcript is spliced from 2 exons. NCBI's taxonomy places the organism in Eukaryota, Fungi, Ascomycota, Sordariomycetes, Hypocreales, Nectriaceae. The record is from RefSeq and is a predicted model, not a curated record.
CCUCAACACCAAACCAUCAUGGCCAUAGACUCGACGAAACCAGCACUCAGCACAGCAUGAAUUGACGCCAUGACGGACCAUCAGAGAGUCCUCGAUUGGAUCGAAACAUUGCUCGGUUCCCCCCAAGCCGGUUCUCCCCAAGAAUCUUCACUGCGACAGCCGACAACAAUCCCAUUGGGUCGCGGCAGUAAACGAACGACAUUCCAAGAGCCCAGCCCGCCGCCGACCGAAGAGAAUAUGGAAAAUACACCGACCGGGAAGCGACGGAAACUCGAUGUCGACAGCACGCCACGCGCCAGCAACCAGCGGGCACCCAGCUUGUCCGCAGCAUCGUCCGCCUCAGAGCCGUAUUCCCUUCCCUCGCGAUCAUCUUCGCCGCUCAAACGACAGGUCAUGGGCCUCAGCCUCGACGACACAGGGUUCGAUUCACGCCAUCUAGACAUCGAUAAGCCACCGGUACUCAGCGCCGCCCAACUCUUCUCCGCUCUCGCCGACAUCAGUGACGGCGACGGCAUCCUGCCCUUCGACCGACGCGACGAGAUUCUCGACAGCUCCGAGGUACGAGAGAUGGGGCAUCGCCGUUGGAAAAACGCAUUCAGGGAGUCAGCCGAGUUUCAACAUCUCCCAGGCCGCAUCCCAUCGCCCCAAGAGGUAGCAACAAUCUUGAAGAGGGCAACAGACUGCCAAGAACUGGGACACGAAGAAGCGGGCUGGAAUGAAGAGGUCCACGGCCACCUCUUGGCUGCAGUCUUCAGGGGACCUCUCGAUUUAGAAGAAGGUCUUUUCAACUACACCAAAUGCACUACUGUUCGCCCACACAAAAAUUUCCUGCCGAGAUCGAUUGGAACAAAGAUGAUCGACUAUUGCAUUUAUGCUGAUCCGAGUCGCAACGACCCUGCCCUCGCACACACGCUCCAAUCACUCUGCGAAAAGACACCGACGCUCUCUGUCAAUCAUGUCGUCCAUGUCAAGCGCCUGCAGUUGCGGCCAAUCGUGCUGAGCAUUGAGACUAAGGAACCAGGCCAGAACUUGAACGCCGCUGAGGUGCAAAUGGGCACUUGGCAUACAGCCCAGUGGACAUUCCUGCGAUACACGGUUCUCCUGUUGCUGCGGAUCAACACCCAAGGAUCCCUCACGGAUGACGAGUACAACAAGCAGGUAGACGAGGCCAUGUCCGAGCUACCUUUUGUACCCGGAAUAAUUGUAAUGGGCCACCGGUGGCUUUUUGUCAUGUCAACUCAGGGCGUGGGCAAAAAGAUUCAGUUCUGGACGGAGUAUGAGUUUGGCAGCACUCAUAACAUCAGGGAUAUAUAUCAGAUCAUCUCGGGACUGAGGGAGCUUGCUUCAUGGGCGGAAACGGUUUACUUGCCAUGGUUUCAGAAGCAUAUUCUAGAUAAAGUUGGAAGUGAGACGAGUAAUGACAAGACAUGAAUAAAUGAUAAUGGCAUAUUGAUAUCCUUCGAUGUACAACUGUCACCUUGAGGACUCUUGUCUCUGGAUAUGGAACGUGAGACUGGGGACGAGCUACUAGGAACAAUAAAC